GGUGAACAUAACGCCAGUAUCAAAACAAACACGAAAGGUGAAAUUCCGCUCAUUUCUUCAACAAGUUUCGCAUUUCCUGAACUACAGAAUACCUUUCUUCCGAUCUGUACGCCGAUAAUAUCGUUGAAAUAAAGUGAAACCUGCCAUAGUUAAGAAUCAUCGCCAAAGCAGCCAUGGCAGUCGAUGAAGAUAUGGAGAUGCAAGGGUCCAAGGAAGACACAGCCGCAAUGGAGGACAACAUGGGGCUCUCCUGCACUCUGGACAUGUUCCGUGAGCAUGACCAAGUGCAACAGCUGAUCAACUCUAUCGACAAGGCAAUUGCGACACAGUUCACAGCAGAGAAGGCCUUUGAGGAGAUGAAGACCAUCUUGGAUCUAUACCAGGAACAGCCUCACCUUCUGGACCCUCACUUGGAAGGAAUUCUGGGUCAGCUGAUUAACAUCAUCCGCAACCGCUCACAAGAUAAAGAGGUCCUGAGCCAGGCCUUCAAGUAUCUGUGGCUUGUCACCAAAGUCAGGGGUUACAAGACGAUCAUUAAGAAGUUGCCACAUGAGGUGAAAGACUUGCUCCCGGUGCUGCAGCUCUUGGAGACCCCAGAGGGAAGCUCUGAUUUCUACACAAGCUAUGUCCUUUUACUUUGGCUCUCCAUCAUAGUUUACAUGCCGUUUAACAUGAUGGGAUUCGAUGCCACAGCCAUGGAAACAAACCAGCAAGCCAGCAAAACAGUUGUGGAAAGGAUCUUGUUAGUUAUCAAGACACACUUGAAGUCAGCCCAAAAGUCACGGGAGAUGGCUGCCUAUUUAGCAUCACGUUUUAUAACCAGACCAGACCUGAGGGACAAAUACCUGCCUGAAUUUAUUACUUAUUGUUUUGAGGUGCUGGACAUUGAUUCAGAAUCCGAGCUACAUUCAGUCUUUCACAAGCUAGGGGUGUUACGGGCCCUAGGGUUAAUCUUUAAGCAUGGAAAGAGAGAGGAAAUGCUACCGUACUCAAAGGAUGUUUUGCUGCGUCUUAUAGCCACAAAGGAAAUGAGCAGCAGUGACACCCCUGUAAGGAAAUUGUCGAUUAAGCUCAUUCAACGCAUUGGACUGACUUUCCUGAAGCCGAAGAUCGCUACUUGGAGAUACCAACGGGGGAGCAGGAGCCUCUCCAUCAAUAUCAAGGGUGUCUCUACAGAGGAUGGCAAAGCAGAAAAAAUGGAAGAAGAGGAUGAGGAGGAUGAGGAAGUCGUGGGUGAAGUGGAAGAAGUUAUAGAUAGCUUAUUGCAGGGGCUCAAGGAUAAAGACACCAUUGUAAGGUGGUCAGCAGCAAAGGGCAUAGGGCGUGUGACAGGCCGUUUGCCACAGGAGUUCGGUGAUGAGGUGGUCGGGGCCAUUCUGGAGCUCUUUUCAACACGAGAGUCGGACAAAGCCUGGCAUGGGGGCUGCUUGGCUCUGGCUGAAUUAGCUCGGAGAGGUCUGCUACUUCCAGAGAGACUUUCGGCAGUUGCACCUGUUCUCGAGAAAGCUCUAGUCUAUGAUGAGCUCAGAGGACAGUAUUCAGUUGGAUCAAAUAUCAGAGAUGCAGCAUGUUACCUGUGUUGGGCCUUCGCAAGAGCCUAUCACCCUGACCAGAUGACUCCGUAUGUCAACAAACUUGCUGUUGGCCUCCUCAUUGUCGCCUUGUUCGACAGAGAGAUUCCAUGUAGACGAGCAGGAUCAGCAGCUUUCCAAGAGCAUGUAGGACGACAAGGCACUUUCCCCCAUGGCAUUGAAAUUCUCACCACUGUCGACUACUUUGCUGUUGGCAACAGAACUAAUGCCUUCCUCAACCUCAGUGUCGAGGUUGGCCAAUAUCCUGAGUACACACAGCCUCUCAUAGAUCAUUUAAUGGAGAAGAAAGUCAAUCACUGGGAUUCAGCAAUUAGGGAGCUGGCAUCAAAGGCCCUCCAUAAUUUGACUGCCCUUGACCCUGAGUACAUGAGCAAGACCAUCCUGCCACAGCUCCUGACCCAGACCACAGGCAACAUCUUAGUGACCCGACAUGGAGCAAUCCUGGCUGUGGCACAGAUUGUUCAUGGUCUCUCGCUUGUGGCUAGUAAGGAAGGGAAGCGCAUUCAGGAUGUAAUUGGAAAAGAUGUUUUAAGUGGUAUCCGCAACAUCGUACCUACCUUGGAAGAGAGAAAGUUAUACCGAGGCAUGGGGGGAGAGUACAUGAGACAGGCAACAGCAGUACUCAUUGAGAAGUGUUCCCUCUCUGCCUUUCCCUUCCACGGCGAGGAAAUUCUGGAUAAGUGGCACCUCUUGCUAGAAGAUUGCAUUGUGUAUGUAGAUGAGAACAUCCGCACAGCUGCCCUAGAGGCGCUGCCUUCCUUCUGGUCAGAGUACUUUAGUCCCACAACAGAGGAGAGUAAGAAGUGGAGGGACACGCUCAUAACUAGAUAUACAAGUGGGCUGGUCACUGAGAAAGAGACACAAAGUUUGGGCUAUGCAGCUGCCCUUGGUUGUCUCCCACUCCCCAUGAUUACAGGAAAGUUUGAUGUAGUGUUGUCAGCCCUCAUUGGAGCAAUGGAAAUAACACCAAACACAGCAUCUUGGGCACGGACGAGAAAGGAGGCCAUUUGUUCAGUGCUACAUCUGAUAGAUACAGUAGGAAUCAAGACAGAUGGAAAAGCAUGUGAUAUGGUCUGCAAGGCAAACCUAAUGCAAAUCUACCAGGCGCUGGUGAAGAGUUUAGAUGAUUACACAAUGGACAGGAGAGGAGACAUUGGUGCUUGGGUUAGAGAGGCUGCCCUUAUAUCCUUACAGACACUAACUGCAAAGGUUGUAGGAGUAGAUGCAAGCCUGCUGUCUGAAGACAUUGUUGGGGAAAUGAUGGCCCGUGUCUGUCAGCAAGCUGUGGAGAGAAUAGACAGAACAAGAAAGGUGGCCGGUACUACCUUUGCGGCACUCCUAUAUAGCAACCCCAGGGUCCCCCACAUUCCAAACACUGAGCAAUUGGAGGCCAUCUUCCCCAAAGAUGUGUGUGAUAAGAUGAACUGGGCCUCAGAGAGCAGCACCUUCGGCCUCUUCAUCCAGCUGCUUGACCUCCCUGUCUAUAGGAGUCGGGUGCUGCUAGGAGUAACUUACUCCGCUGGUGGAAUCUCAGCAAACCUUUCUCGCUACACAAGUGAAGCCUUGCACACGUACCUGAAUGCUCGAGCCACCAAAAAGGACCAGCUGGCAUGCUUCAUGGAGAACCUACUGCAGCUGUUUGCCAGCUAUCAGAAGGUAGACCGCAUUACCCUGCCACUCAUCAAAACCAUAGGGGACUUGCUGAGCUCUUCUGCCGUGCUGGAUGUGGUGCUUGAGGAAGAUAGUGCAUUUACGUCCCGCCUGAUCACACUGCUGAAGAAGGAGUGCCUUAGGUCGACUGAUUAUCACAAGAUAGCAGCUGUCAUUGCUGUCCUCUGUGAGUUGUUGAGGACUGAAGGUGCAUCUGCUAAAGCUUGCCUCACUCAGCUCUCUCUCUUCCUCGGGUAUCAGUACCCCAAAGUGCGUGCUGUGACAGCAACAAGUUUCUUGACAGCACUACAGGACUAUAGUGAUAGAGACAUUGUACCAGAGGAACACCUUGAAGAGAUCACCAAUAUCCUUGAAGAUACAGAAUGGAUGGACAACAUGGAGGAGGCCAGAAAACAACGCAACAACCUGUGCAAGCUAAUAGGCAUAGCAGCACCGCAACCCAAGAAGAAAUAGCCCUUUAUAGUUUUAUGGGUCUAUCAGAGAGUCCCUUUAGCACUGCUUGCACUUAAAUCUUUCAUCUUCGCAUUCUUUCAGUACAGUUUUAGGGAAGGCAGUACAGUUAGAACUCACUUUGGCAUCAGCACACUGUGCAGGGAGUUGUCACAUGCAUGUUCAUUUGUACUUGGAGAGAUGGUACUCCGACCAUUGCCUCUUUUCUUUCUUUGUAUUGCAUUUCCUUCUGCUUCUCAUAUUUUCAUCAUCUAAUGCAUUCCAUUAUGGCCUUGGAUCUGAAAUCUUAAGCUUACGUAAGUGAUAAUGUUACUGUAAUAGCUAUAGCAGUAAUUGCUAGGAGCCAGUGAUGCUGAUAAAGAUGGGAUGCAUUCUUUUCAUUUUUUCUAUUUUUGAUAAUAUACCCCACCCUUUAUGGGACCAUUGGCACAAACGUUUACACAUUGAAGCCUCAUGUAUACAUAUAUAUUGCAGAACCAAAUUUCAUUAAUUUCUCUCACCAAAGGAAUCGGAUAUUGCCUUCCAAUUUCUCCUUCACAAACUAGGAUAAUACACAUCAGUUGCUUCAUUCUUGUCUUUCCUUUGUUUACUAUAGCACAUUUGGAAGCAGUUAAAUUAUUCUUGAGGAAAGUCAAGAGGAUUUCAGCUUGAAGUUGCUACCACUGAACAUGUAUCUUUCUGUGAUGUUGGAAAGAAGGAGGUACUAUAUCUGAUUAUAUGUAUGAUGCAUAUGUAUUGUACAUGUUGUUAUCAAAAGAAUGAAUAAAAGAAAUUAUAGUUAUUGAUA
Messenger RNA from Penaeus vannamei (Pacific white shrimp), 4500 nucleotides. Lineage: Eukaryota; Metazoa; Arthropoda; Malacostraca; Decapoda; Penaeidae. The record is from RefSeq and is a predicted model, not a curated record.